AUGCGCCGUCCUCCCCGUCCUCGCAUCUCUGGCUUGUCUCCGCAAUUGGCAUCAGCAACAGCAGCUAGAAUACAAAGAGCAACCAUCUCGGACACUUCAGCCAUCACCUCCAGACGCACCCGCACCCGCACCCGCGGCCACAGCUCCAGGCUCCUCACCCAGAAGCACCGCCUUUCAUCGCCAUCAUCAUCCCGCUUCUACUCCGAUCUGGCCUCGCUCAUCGAAUCCGCUGCCAAAGAAAGCAGCAGCAGCAGCAUCGGCAUCAGCAAAGCCCCCAAAGCCACAGCCAUGUCUGCGCAGAGCUUGCCCAUCCCCUGGGACCGCCUCAAGCGAUGGAUCGCCGACCAGGAAAGCGCACAACAGCAAGGCCUCGAACCCUCCAUGACCAAGCCGCAGCUCGCGGCUCUGUCCCAGAUCGUCAGUUUCGUCGAGGGUCCUGAGCCGAACGUCAGUGACCGGGAUUACGUGAGCCUCCUCAUGCACCAAGGGCUGGAGGUCCCCGUGGAGGGAAACUUCGUGAUGCGCUGGAGGACGACUUGUCAUCUCGAAAUCGCCGGCCAGAUAAGGUCUUUUCCCUGUGAAGGGUAUGGCCUGGCCGAAGGCGAGCAGCCGCCGUUAUUUGGGGCCAAGAAGGCAUCAAAGCAAUAUGCUGCCAAAUACGCAUUGGAAUAUCUCCAGUCUCGAUCCUCGGUCACAGUCCCCCUCCCCUCCACCUCCAAGUCAACCUUCGGCGGAGUUACCAUUCAUUCAGCCGCCCCUCGUGCGGCAAAAAACCAGAGCACGAGCGGCAGCAGUGUUGAUUACGACCCCCCUGCGUCAACCGUGCCUUCAGGAAACGGCGGCGGCGCGCCUCUGAUACCACCGCUCUCAUCACGCGUAGACGUGGUCGCCGAGACGGAGGAACCUGUGUCUGGUGCCCACCAUGAAUCGGUGAGUCGCGACAAGACGGACUUUUAUGGUGGGAAGCUGCCUAGCCUCCUGGAGCAAGUCGCCAGCGAGGCUAAGCGCCUCAACUUUGGGUGUCCAGAGUAUAGGACUUAUGAGGACCCGAAGAACAAGGCAUUAUUUGCUGGUCAUCCCGUCUUCGCGAAUGGCGGUCGUAUGCCGCCGGAGAUAGGGCAUGUCGCGGGGGCAAUCUCAAGGAAUGUUGCCAAGGAGCAAAUCGCUACGGCGUUGCUCGACUAUUUCAAAACCGAGUCGGACCGGAGGGAGGCGAUGCAGAGGGAUUUGGUCAUGGGCACCUUUCGAGGGCCUCCUGCAAAGGACGUUUGA
This is a messenger RNA of Trichoderma reesei QM6a, 1272 nucleotides long. RefSeq lists its product as uncharacterized. The transcript is spliced from 3 exons. Lineage: Eukaryota; Fungi; Ascomycota; Sordariomycetes; Hypocreales; Hypocreaceae. The record is from RefSeq and is a predicted model, not a curated record. Bases 1 to 1272 code for a protein of 423 amino acids.